CUGUAUCAGAUUCUUAAAUUGAAACAUCUCACUUUGAAAUUAUUUUUCUUUCAAUAGUGUUAAAGUGAGAAAAAAAAAUUUAAUGAUUUUAAACACAAUAAUAAAUUCGAACCCCUGUUUAUGAAGAUUUUCAAAGAAACACGAGAACCAGUGGAGGCUGGUAAACAUGAAGAAGUCGCGGAGGAUGAAACUGAUUCAAGAAAUCUUAGAUACCCAUUCCAGAUAUUCUUCAUUCUCAGUACUGAAGUUUGUGAACGAUUCUCUUACUAUGGGAUGAAUGCAAUCUUGACCUUUUAUCUGAUUUUUCUCUUUCAAAAAACCAUGUCAGAAAAGGAGGCAGAAGAUUUAUCCACUGUCAUCUUUCAUUUGUUCAAAUUCUUUUGUUACGCUACACCAGUUUUCGGAGCAGCCCUUGCAGAUUCUGUGUUUGGGAAGUUUCGAACUAUCUUCUAUCUAUCUAUCCUCUACGCUAUUGGUCAGAGCAUUCUAGCAUUUGGAGCUGUCAGUGAUAGCGAAUAUGGGAUUGAAGGCCUCCCUAACCUAGCUAUUUCUUCCAUUGGUAUAUUCCUGAUUGCUAUUGGUACUGGAGGAAUAAAACCAUGUGUUGUAGCACUUGGAGCUGAUCAGUUUAAGGUUCCAGAACAAAAGAAGCAGAUGGCAACAUACUUUGCAAUGUUUUAUGCUUCCAUUAACUUUGGUAGUUUAAUAUCAACCAUUGUAACACCAUACUUACGAAAAGUUCCAUGUUUGGGUGAAGAAUCUUGUUAUUCUCUAGCCUUUGGUGUCCCUGCAGGACUCAUGGCUGUAGCCCUAGUUAUAUUUGCCCUGGGAAAGCCUAUGUACACUGUGAACAUACCUAAGCGUAAUGUACUGGUGGAUUCAGUUAAGUGUAUCUGGUGCGCUAUUAAAAACCGUAGAUCUAAACUAAAGGACGGACAUUGGCUGGAUGUAGCAGCUCCAGAGUUCGGAGAUACCUUCGUUCAAGAUUUGAAGGCGGUUUUCCGUGUUAGCGCCAUUUUCCUGAUGUACCCUAUGUACUGGGCACUGUAUGAUCAGCAGGGGUCAAGAUGGACUAUACAGGCGAGCAAGAUGAAUGGAUAUACAUUUGGAUUCCAGAUUCUCCCAGAUCAGAUGCAGGUGGCUAAUCCGGUUCUUAUUCUUCUUCUCAUUCCAUUAUUUGACGUUGUUAUUUAUCCUCUACUAGGUAAAUGUAACUUGCUGAAGACCCCGCUCCAGAGGAUAGUGACUGGUUGCUUCUUGGUUGCCGUAGCCUUCAUUGUCUCCGGUAUACUGGAGCUACAGCUCAAAACAACAUUCCCUGAUAUACCAUCAGUAUCCCAGGGCAGAUUGACUAUCCAUAACGGUCUUAAUACUCCAAUUACUUGGAAGGGAGACAGCGCCAGUAAAUUUGGUCCUUCAUUGGAAAGUUCUGGAACAUUCUCAAAAAAUAUUGAUAUCGGCUCAUUUAACAUUGAGGGGGUAUACAAUGAUAAGGAUUUCAAGAAAUCGAUCACUUUGAUAUCACAACAGAAUCUGACAAUAAUAUUCCGUCCUGAUUUUGUUGAGAGUAACGACGUAUUUUACUCUUCUAAAUUUGGAGAUAUUAUUGAUAAAACAGACGAUGGAAUGCCAAGAGUUAGGUUUUAUGUUGAGACUAACUCAUCCUGUGGUGACGAGAGCACAGUCGUUAAUAUCUCCCAAGAUGAAAUCCAGAGUUCAAUCUCUGUAAACAAAACAAACCCAGACUCAUCCACCAUCACAUUGGAGAGUAUUGGAGAACAUACAAUAUCCCUCAGCUGCAAGGAGGCCGAGUAUUUUAAAGGCACUGCAACGUUUGAAAUUGGUGGUUCAUAUAUUGUAUUCGUGUACGAUGGUACAAUUCAUGUACACGCUCUCACUCAACCAAACACGAUUCAUAUAUUCUGGAUUCUACCCCAGUACAUUAUACUGACAGUUGGGGAGAUACUUUUCUCUAUUACAAGCUUAGAGUUUGCUUACUCACAGGCUCCUGUAAGCAUGAAAUCUAUUAUGCAGUCCCUGUUCUACCUGACUACAGCUGUAGGAAACCUGAUAACUCUUAUUGUUGUGGAGAUAGUUUCUGCUUUAGAACUUGAACAGUGGAUAGAGUUCUUCCUGUUCGCUGGUCUCCUUGUCCUGUUCACAUUCCUUCUUAUGCUGUUUACCAUAAAAUAUAAAUAUGUUUACUACACAGAAGGGAAGGAAAAGAAGCCAGAAGACGAAUGAACAGGACUAAAGGGAUUGUUCAGACAUUUGCAUGAAGAGACAGUUAACCAUAAUUACGUCGUCUUGUCGACUUUUUUGUAUUUUCAAAAAUAUCGUCCGCGUUUAUUUUUACAAUAUUGCAUAACGGGUAUAUUAAGAAAAUAUAAACUAUAAUAUUUUUCUUGCUUUAUAAAUACAUUUUUAUUGAUAAAUGGAAAGUACAUCUGUUCAAAUGUCUUAAAGAUUUCUAAAAUAUUUUAUCUAGAUAUUAUUUAUAAUCACAAAAAUUGUACCUUCGUUAUAACUUAUUGUUAAUAUAGCGGGGGUUCUAUGUAUUUUUUAUAACAUAAAAUAUUUUUAUAUUAAUUUAUAUUUUUCGAAAAUUUUCCUAUUUGACAUAAUGUGAUGGUUAACACUUUUUAAAAUUUCCCACCCAACAUGUUUCUUAUCUAAAAAUAUUUAUAUGCAGUGAAAAAAAAUGUCCUUAAUUUUUUGAUGUGAAGGUCCGCAACUUAAUUUGAUAAAUAUAAUCUACAUUUUUUACGAUAAUUUUUUAUUAAAUUUUGAAGAGCUUUUAUUCUAGUCAUAAUUUAUUUAGAAUAAUCAUGUUAGAGUUUAACUUUAUAGAUGUUUAAAUGUUAAAAGAUAUGAUCAAUAUCAUUAUUUGUUAAAUGUAUGGUGGCAUGAAAUAAAGUUUAUUGUACGCUUAAA
This is a messenger RNA of Eurytemora carolleeae, 2934 nucleotides long. RefSeq names its product peptide transporter family 2. Lineage: Eukaryota; Metazoa; Arthropoda; Copepoda; Calanoida; Temoridae. Gene Ontology annotation, cellular component: membrane. Gene Ontology annotation, molecular function: dipeptide transmembrane transporter activity. Gene Ontology annotation, biological process: transmembrane transport; oligopeptide transport. The coding region runs from base 121 to 2244 and encodes 707 amino acids. The record is from RefSeq and is a predicted model, not a curated record. The transcript has 27 exons.